Arabidopsis lyrata subsp. lyrata is the source of this 1192-nucleotide messenger RNA. Its product is annotated as protein-tyrosine-phosphatase IBR5. The coding region runs from base 152 to 925 and encodes 257 amino acids. Gene Ontology annotation, cellular component: nucleus. Gene Ontology annotation, molecular function: MAP kinase phosphatase activity; protein tyrosine/serine/threonine phosphatase activity. Gene Ontology annotation, biological process: protein dephosphorylation; negative regulation of MAP kinase activity; abscisic acid-activated signaling pathway. NCBI's taxonomy places the organism in Eukaryota, Viridiplantae, Streptophyta, Magnoliopsida, Brassicales, Brassicaceae. The record is from RefSeq and is a predicted model, not a curated record. The transcript has 5 exons.
UCUCUUCACAAAAACUCUCCUUCUUCUUCUCCUUCCCAAUUCUUCCGUUCAAAAAUUUCUCCAAACCCAAACCCUAAUUUUCUCCGUCUGUGAAAUCAAGGGUUUUCUCUGAUCUGGGUUUUGAUCAGAAAUCGGAUCUAAGAAUUUGAUUAUGAGGAAGAGAGAAAGAGAGAACCCUUGUUCGAUUUGUGGGCAUUACCAUAAGUACGAAGAAGGUGAAGUAUGUGGAAUCUGUGGUCACUGUAUGCCUGUUUCUUCCGAUACUGUGGCGGCGCAACAAGUCCACGUCAGUGCUUUUCCGUCGGAGAUUCUCCCUGAGUUUCUUUACCUCGGUAGUUACGACAACGCUUCUCGCUCUGAGCUUCUUAAGACUCAGGGGAUUUCUCGUGUUCUUAAUACGGUUCCUAUGUGCCAGAAUCUCUACAGGAAUUCAUUCACUUAUCAUGGUCUUGAUAAUGAAAAAGUUUUACAGUUUGAUGAUGCUAUCAAGUUUUUAGACCAAUGUGAGAAGGACAAGGCACGUGUUCUUGUGCAUUGUAUGUCUGGGAAAAGUAGAUCACCAGCGGUUGUUAUAGCGUACUUGAUGAAGCGUAAAGGGUGGAGACUCGCUGAGAGUCAUCAGUGGGUUAAACAACGGAGAACAACUACGGACAUAAGUCCAGAGUUUUACCAACAACUGCAGGAGUUUGAGCAGUCGAUAUUCGGAUCUGGGAUGAUGUCGGCGAUGAAUAUCAACGAUGCUCCAACAUUUGGGUUUGGUUUCCCUAAGAUUGAUAAUCAAGCACAAGCACCUGUGUUCAACAAUGCUCCUACUUCUUCUAUAUUUUCAUCUCCUGCUUCAAGUAUCCCUCCUCAAGAGUUCACUUUUGGAGCAACUCCAACAAAGCCAACAACCGGUGGUGAUAUCGCCAUGGAUGGCUCCUAGAACCAGAUAAUCACUCUUGCAAGAAUUUUCAUCAACAAAUAUACUGUUGUGAGAAUGUUUCUUUUUCUUCUUUUUUUUGUACAUGGAGAUUGGUGCAUUGCUUGAGAGAGUUUGGGGUUUGAGAACAUGAGAUGAAUCUUUCUUGUUUUGGUGUUUUUGCAUCUAUCUCUAUGUUCAAGGAAAGCAUCUUUGUCUGGUUUAUUCUUCAUUAUCCCAUGAUUCUGUAUCUAUCUUUACAGCGAAAUACCAUUAUACCAGUUAUGACAA